Messenger RNA from Fukomys damarensis (Damara mole-rat), 2597 nucleotides. RefSeq names its product hexosaminidase subunit alpha (gene Hexa). Gene Ontology annotation, biological process: carbohydrate metabolic process; glycosaminoglycan metabolic process; ganglioside catabolic process. The record is from RefSeq and is a predicted model, not a curated record. Gene Ontology annotation, cellular component: membrane. Gene Ontology annotation, molecular function: beta-N-acetylhexosaminidase activity. Lineage: Eukaryota; Metazoa; Chordata; Mammalia; Rodentia; Bathyergidae. Bases 89 to 1099 code for a protein of 336 amino acids. The transcript has 11 exons.
CUUCCCGCGCUUUCCCCACCGGGGCUUACUGCUGGAUACUUCGCGCCACUACCUGCCGCUAUCCAGCAUUCUGGACACACUGGAUGUCAUGGCGUACAACAAACUGAAUGUGUUCCACUGGCACCUGGUGGAUGACCCCUCCUUCCCGUAUGACAGCAUCACCUUCCCCGAGCUCGCCACAAAGGGGUCCUACAACCCUGUCACCCACAUCUACACAGCACAGGACGUAAAGGAAGUCAUUGAAUAUGCGAGGCUUCGGGGGAUCCGUGUACUGGCAGAAUUCGACACCCCUGGCCACACAUUAUCCUGGGGAUCAGGUAUCCCUGAGUUGUUGACUCCUUGCUACUCUGGUUCUCAGCCCUCUGGUGACUUUGGACCGGUGAAUCCCAUUCUCAACAGUACUUAUGAGUUCAUGAGCUCAUUCUUCUUGGAGAUCAGCUCUGUUUUCCCGGAUUUUUAUCUUCACCUUGGAGGAGAUGAGGUGGACUUCACCUGCUGGAAGUCCAACCCAGAUAUUCAGGCCUUUAUGAAGAAGAGGGGCUUUGAUGACUUCCGGCAGCUGGAAUCCUUCUACAUCCAGAAGCUGUUGGACAUCGUCUCUGCCUACAACAAGGGCUAUGUGGUGUGGCAGGAGGUGUUUGACAACAAAGUCAAGGUUCGGCCAGACACGAUCGUACAGGUGUGGCGGGCAGAGAAGCCUGUCACCUACAUGCAGGAGAUGGAAUUGGUUACUAAGGCCGGCUUCCGGGCGCUGCUGUCUGCACCCUGGUACCUGAACCGCAUCACAUAUGGCCCCGACUGGAAGGCCAUGUACAGAGUCGAGCCCCUGGACUUCGAAGGAUCCCUCGAGCAGAAGGCGCUGGUGAUUGGGGGAGAGGCCUGCAUGUGGGGCGAGUGGGUGGACAGCACAAACCUGGUCCCCAGGCUCUGGCCCAGGGGAGGGGCGGUUGCUGAGAGGCUGUGGAGCAGCAACCUGACCACAGACCUGGACUUUGCCUAUACACGCCUGUCGCACUUCCGCUGCAAGUUGCUGAGGCGGGGAGUCCAAGCUGAGCCCAUCGGCGUUGGCUACUGUGAGCAGGAGUUUGAGGAAACCUGAGCCCAUAGUGCUGGCACCAAGUAAACACGGAUUACCUGUGUUAAAGAAAGAAGCAAAUGUCCCAAGGCGAUGGGAGCUGCCUUGUCUGACAGAGCAGCUCAGGACCCAGUUGCAGGAGAGUCUUAAAGUUGAGGACUAGGACUGAAACCUGCGCUUCUGUGCUCCGCUCUUUUUGGUUGAGACAAGGUGUCAGUGCUGUGUGGUUCAGGUUGGCCUUGAACUCACUGCAAUCUUCCUGCCUCAGCCUCUUGUGCUGGGGUUGUAGCUUGGCCUAUGUGCUGCUAUAUAAAUAUAUAUAUUUUGGUGGUACCAGGGAUCAAACUGAGGACCUCUCACUUGCCAGGCAGGUGCUGUGCUGCUCUCUUCAGCCUAUGCUUUGCUAGGUCUCUCCUCACCCACUCAUCCUCACCCUGGUCACUGCUCUGCUGAAUCCCACCUGCAAGGCUGGUGUAUAUGGAAGGAGCUUCUCAGGGGCCUGAAGGAAUUCUGAGCAGUGGCGGAGGCUCCAGCCCCUCUACGGGUGCACCCUUCCCCUAGAACUCUGUUCUCUUCCCCUUUUGCUGCUACUACUUUCAUUCAGCCACUAUUUUAAAACUCCUUCUCAGCACACAUUUGCAGUACACACUGAUCACAUCCAUCAUAGGGAGGUAGGCCGUGCACAUGACACUUUAAUUCCAUUUACAUCCCCUUCCCAUUUGCAAAGCUUCAUUUCCUCACUUCCGGUUGUCGUCAUCCACUCUUUAAAUGUUCCCGAGCACUUUCCAAGGUUCAGGCACCAAGAGAGGUGUUGACCCUGAAAUAAUACAGGCAGCUUCUGCCACCUCCUACCCCCUUGUCAGCCUGAAGUGUCCCCAGCUGGGUGGCACGACGGAUGCCAUGCCAGCAGAGAACCUGGGGGCAGGGGCUGGUGACCAGCUUUCUCUCUGGGGAAAAUGACUCAAUGUGGUCCCAGGCACAGUGCUGCUCUUCUGUUGAGAAGCAACAAAGUAACCCAGAGAUUAGGACCGUGGUGUACAGCAUCCCUUUGGAAUGAGCGUCUCGUUGGCUAUUACUACAUUCCUUUUCCUGGUCUGGGGCUGGGACCAUGGAGAGGUCCUGGGCCUUUGUCUCAGAAGCUGAGAGAAGGGAGCUGAGGAAAACUUGGUCCUUCAGCAGCAUCCUGUCAUCUUUGAUCAUGUUCUGUGGGGACCUGGUUAGUGACAACCAGCCCUGUCUCUUGGGAGGUAUCUGCAGGGACCCGGUCAGCAGAAGUCCUGCCUGGCCACGCCUAGAACUCCGCACCUGUACCCCCAAGCAGUCCCCCUUACCUCUGGCCCUGUAGCUGAAGCCUGUGGGGUGGUGAUCCCAGCAAGGACCCCACAGAAAUGCUGCUACCCUCAUGCCCCUGCUCCCCUGUGGUCAUAACUGUUGUUCCUAUUAUUUGGAAUGAUGUUAAAUAAAAAGCGAAGACAUUAAGUUGUAGGGCAACAAAGAAAUAAACAUAAAAACACUUGUUAUA